This is a messenger RNA of Nymphaea colorata (pocket water lily), 1227 nucleotides long. RefSeq names its product ubiquitin-conjugating enzyme E2 22. The record is from RefSeq and is a predicted model, not a curated record. The coding region runs from base 263 to 1069 and encodes 268 amino acids. The transcript has 7 exons. NCBI's taxonomy places the organism in Eukaryota, Viridiplantae, Streptophyta, Magnoliopsida, Nymphaeales, Nymphaeaceae.
AAAGCCCAAAGGGGGAGCGAAGGAAGAUAUAAAUCCGAAGCGCGUCGGGUUGUCCUUGGUCUUUCUUAAUAUCUCUCUCCAGAUCUCUUCAAUCGAACUGAAGGAGGACAGGGAGUCCGAAAUUUCUCCCCUCUGAUUUUCUUCGCUGAUCCUUCUUGGUUGGAUAUUUGCUUGGAACUAUAAAAGGACGUUGUCUCUUCGGAAGCGAGUUUCACUAUCUGCCUGAACCAGAUUUUCUUGCAAGCAUCUGCUUUUCCUUCCCAUGGCUACUAAUGAAAAUCUCCCCCCUAAUGUAAUAAAAGAACUUGCAAAGGAGCUCAAACAUCUUGAUGAGAGCCCACCAGAAGGCAUUAAAGUGAUAGUGAAUGAUGAUAACUUUUCAACAAUAUUUGCUGAUAUCGAAGGCCCAGCUGGAACUCCAUACGAAAAUGGUGUUUUUCGUAUGAAACUCGUUCUAUCCCACGAAUUUCCCCAUUCACCUCCAAAAGGUUAUUUCCUUACCAAAAUAUUUCAUCCAAAUAUUGCAACUAAUGGGGAGAUUUGUGUCAAUACACUGAAGAAGGACUGGAAUCCAAGCCUUGGACUUCGUCAUGUUUUGAUUGUGGUGAGGUGCUUGUUAAUUGAGCCAUUUCCAGAAUCAGCUCUAAAUGAACAGGCUGGCAAGAUGCUUCUUGAAGAUUAUGAGGAGUAUGCACGUCAUGCACGGCUCUACACGGGAAUUCAUGCGAGGCCCAGACCCAAGCCAAAAGCUGCGGCAAUCUCUGAAUCUACUACCGCCCUUAAUGUUUCACAAACAAACAAAGCUGCGGCAAUCUCUGAAUCUACUACCGCCCUUAAUGUUACACAAACAAACACAGUUGUGGCUGAUGCUGCGCCGACUCCAUCUCCACUUGGUCCCUGCUUGAGUGCCAAAGGAAAUUGUGGUCAAGACCCAAACAUUAAUCCGAGUUCAGCCACGGGACCUGCAGCGAUUGGGGCAUCAGCCUUCAAUAAGAAGGAAGUGAUGUCUAAAGUUCAGGCUGACAAGAAGAAAAUGGACGCCAGAAAGAAGAGUCUGAAGAGAUUGUAAUAAAUGGGGAAGAUAAAGGAAGGCAAUAUUUCGAACGGCAAAGUUGGCCUGUUAGAUAUGGAAGUUGCAAGGAGACGAAGAAAUUUAAUGCAAUUCAUUUAAUUAUCGGACCAAUUAUUUUCCGUCCAUUAUUUAGUGAAAUUAAGGAAUUGCUCAUA